UCUGACGCUGUCUAUUUAAGGUGUUGGAGACGGCAGCCCAGUGUCGAGAACCGGGUUAGGGCCACGUUACAGCUGGAGAGAACAUCCUGAUUCUGCACACAGCGGCGAGCAAAUACAUUGUUACCUCGUAGGAAAAGGAUUCACUUAGUUAUCAGAACCUGUAUUAUGAUCAUUCGGCGUUUCAUUUCUGGACUUUCUAUGGAACAGCGGCAGAGCCAAUGCUUAGUUAAGAAGAACUUCAACGAGCGGGAUACUUUUAGAGAAUCCUGGUCGUCCCUCCCCUGUUAACUGCCCUGGCACACUGAAUCUGACAACAGGCUCGGGCAGAGUCCAUUUGUCUUGUUGAUCACUAGAUUGCAAUCCUGCAAGACACAGCAGGACUUUUCUCAUCUUUGCUAAUCGUAACUUUGCUGAAAAUGGUUGGAUUUAAACCCACAGACGUUCCUCCAACGGCCACAGUGAAAUUUAUUGGUGCUGGAACAGCUGCUUGCAUAGCUGACCUGUUCACCUUCCCUUUGGACACUGCUAAAGUCAGAUUACAGAUUCAAGGAGAAUUCAAGUCUGCUGCAGAAGUGGCCACCAUAAAGUAUAAAGGUGUCUUUGGCACCAUGGCUACAAUGGUCAAGACUGAGGGACCGAGAAGUCUCUACAGUGGUCUGGUAGCUGGUCUCCAACGUCAGAUGAGCUUCGCUUCGGUGCGCAUUGGACUUUAUGAUUCUGUGAAACAGUUCUAUACCAAAGGAUCUGAACAUGUUGGUGUUGGCAGCCGCCUACUUGCUGGUUGCACCACAGGAGCCAUGGCUGUGGCCUUUGCCCAACCAACUGAUGUGGUGAAAGUAAGGUUUCAAGCACAAGCAAAUAUGUCUAGUCCAAACAGAAGAUAUAAUGGCACCAUUGAAGCCUACAAAACCAUCGCCAAGGAAGAAGGUAUUCGAGGGUUAUGGAAAGGGACCAUGCCAAAUAUUGCUCGCAAUGCUAUUGUGAACUGCACAGAACUCGUUACAUAUGAUCUGAUCAAAGAUCUGUUGUUGAAGAAUGGUCUUUUGAGUGAUAACCUUCCAUGCCAUUUCUCUUCUGCUAUUGGUGCUGGAUUCUGCACAACCAUUAUUGCUUCGCCUGUUGAUGUAGUGAAGACAAGAUACAUGAACUCUGCCCCUGGCCAAUAUAGCAGUGCCUUAAACUGUGCAGUAACCAUGUUUACAAAGGAGGGUCUUACAGCCUUCUAUAAAGGGUUUAUGCCAUCAUUUCUACGUCUGGGGUCAUGGAACAUAGUGAUGUUUAUUACAUAUGAACAGCUGAAACGAGCUAUGAUGGUAGCCAGGCUUUCUUGAGAAUCUUCUCUGUAAACAAAAAUAAUGCUUAGUUUUAGCUGCUGGAGUUUGCACAACUUGUACACCAAUAUAAACUCUUUUUAGUUCCUCCUACCUCUUUCAUUAGAAUUUUGCAUAUUUACUCCUAGGUUUUGUAAGACCUUGGGAAUGGUUUCAGAUUUUAAAUCUUAAUGUCCUAUUGUUCUGUAUAACAGUUUCUUUACUGAUAUUUCAUAUCUAUCUUUGGCACAAUGUAACCAUUGGCGUAAAUGGUUGCAGAUUUGUUUUACCAAGGGCCAUACACACAUUGAUGCAAUUGUCUCGACGACGACAUUUUAUUUUUCUUCCCCAAUAAAUUUUAUAUGCCAGCAGGAAACAGCCACUCUAAAUUUCGUAAAUUUGUGUUAGAAAAUCUAUUAGCAGUUGGAAAAAUUCAUUCUGGAAUUAAAGUACCACACAGGAAGAACCAUGGCUCCACUUUGGAGUAAUGUGCUUGACUUUAUAACAUUUUUUAAUAGUACUGUUGCUGUUCUAUCUAAAAGAAAGAAACCUUUUUUUAAUUAUAUCUCAUUGCAGUCUCAAAUAAUAAAAACUUAUUCUCAUGGUAAA
Carcharodon carcharias (great white shark) is the source of this 1919-nucleotide messenger RNA. Its product is annotated as mitochondrial uncoupling protein 2-like. Bases 417 to 1331 code for a protein of 304 amino acids. Lineage: Eukaryota; Metazoa; Chordata; Chondrichthyes; Lamniformes; Lamnidae. Gene Ontology annotation, molecular function: oxidative phosphorylation uncoupler activity. The record is from RefSeq and is a predicted model, not a curated record. The transcript is spliced from 8 exons. Gene Ontology annotation, biological process: adaptive thermogenesis; mitochondrial transport; response to cold. Gene Ontology annotation, cellular component: mitochondrial membrane.